CAAAAAUAAAAGAAACCCCCCUCACAAACUCUGUCUCUCCCCUAUAACAAUUAUCAUCUCUCUCUCUCUCUUUCUCUCAAACAAGAAAUAAUGGGAAAUCUCCGAGGGCAUGUGGUGUACGGCGCCGGCUUCUCUCUCAUCGGCGUAUGGCACCUCAUCAACCACUCCAAACUCCACACUCUAAAUCCCACCUCCUACACCGCCCCCACAUGGUUCCCCACCUCCCCAAUCAAAUUCCUCGAGCUCUACUUCAUCAUGUCCGCCUCCGCCGCCGCCGUCUUCAUGGACCUCUUCAUCGGCCUCCGCCGGCACCACCCCUUCUCCCCCGACGGCACCAUCCCCUCCUCCCACCUCCACAGCUUCGAGCACUCCAUCAUCGCCCUCUCCAUCUUCGCCUACGCCCUCUCCACACUCCUCCUCGAAAAAUCAUCCCAAUCCCCGGCCACCGCGAGGCGCGGGCUGAGUAACGCCGUGGCCACGGUGGCGCUGGGGGUGGAGCUGCUCGUGUUCCACCUCCACUCCGCCGACCACAUGGGGGUGGAGGGGCAGUACCACCUCCUCCUCCAGGCAGUCAUCGCCGCCGGCCUGGCUGCGGCCGCGCUGUCGGGGGCCGGCUACGACCGGAGCUUGGCGGUGGCGUAUGUGAAGUCGGUGGGGAUAUUUUUCCAAGGGGUGUGGUUGGUGGUCAUGGGGUUUAUGUUGUGGACGCCUAGGUUGGUGUUUUUGGGUUGUUUUAUGAAUUGGGAGAAUGGUUCUAGCUUUGUGGUGAGGUGUGAGGGAGAAGAGGCGUUGAUGCGAGCUAGGUCGCUUGUUAAUAUUCAGUUUAGUUUGCUUCUUGUUGGGGUCAAUGUGGUGGCUCUCCUCAUUUAUUUGAUUGUUUUCAAGAUUUAUUCGAACAAUAAUGUUUCCACUGAUUUUAGGGUUUUUGGAGCCAUAGAGAUGGAGAUAUUGGACAAGUGAGGAAGGUUUGGGAUGUGUAACUUUUAGUAGUAGAAGUUUUUGGACUAGUUUGUGUUUUUAUGUUUCUUGUUUUAAUUGUUAUCAUGGGAUGAACAAAUUGUAGGUAUUAUGUGUGUGUUUUUAUUUUUCUUUGUCUUAUUAUUAUAUCAUGAUGAAAUUGGAAGUACUA
Messenger RNA from Salvia splendens (bonfire salvia), 1129 nucleotides. RefSeq lists its product as uncharacterized. The record is from RefSeq and is a predicted model, not a curated record. The coding region runs from base 91 to 960 and encodes 289 amino acids. The transcript has a single exon. NCBI's taxonomy places the organism in Eukaryota, Viridiplantae, Streptophyta, Magnoliopsida, Lamiales, Lamiaceae.